CUUUUCCACAUUUCUUUUACUUCAUCUUUUUUAAUUCAUUAUGUUAUCAUUUCACCUCCUCCUUUGCAUCGUACCAGUUAUCGUGCUCGCAGCACCGUUUUCCGACAUGGAUCAGAAUGUCGUAUCUGUCAGUAAGAGGUCCUUGUUGAACGCUUUUCGGUCUAUAUACGCGCAUCCAUUAAGUUUCUCAGAGCACCAGGGAAAUACCAAGUUUGCUAAGCUGGAUGCACCGCAGCCUUCCUCGCCAUCCAUCUGGUUAGAUAUGGGCAAGGACGGUGAUACUGUUGUCAUCACGCCUGGUCAAUACCGUUGGGCCAUUCGAAAAUGCUCUACCCGUCAUGUGAAACAAGCAUUGAGACCGAGUAACUGCAUGCGCCUGUCUGUUGACAUUGUAACCAUCACGCCGGCCGAUGGAUUAACCGUAGAAGGCCCGUCUGCACGAUCUCAUAAUUCUUUAAAAGAUGCAACGCAGACCGAGCUGCGACUGUUGGCAUGGCGCUGUGAGCAACACGGAGCCGAUGGCGACUUGAAACCCUGGGCCGAUAUUGAAAUUGUACAAAAGAUGAUCUCAGCGGACAACAAGGAUCUGAUGGAAGGACAAGCAACAACCGUGAUGGGAGCUAAUAUAGAUAUGAAAGACGGUGCAACGGUGGAGCGGUCAAGAAAGACCAUGUUUGAACAGAUCGUUACAAACGACAUUGUAUUUUAGAAAUAUGGAUAUAACCCGAUUUCUUUCAUCUUUUGUACAUAUAAACCAUUUACCCAACUUGCUG
Molecule: messenger RNA, 773 nt
Organism: Radiomyces spectabilis
Lineage: Eukaryota; Fungi; Mucoromycota; Mucoromycetes; Mucorales; Radiomycetaceae
Exons: 2
Coding region: 41-709 (222 amino acids)
Source: RefSeq, a predicted model, not a curated record